Molecule: messenger RNA, 2773 nt
Organism: Rhodamnia argentea
Lineage: Eukaryota; Viridiplantae; Streptophyta; Magnoliopsida; Myrtales; Myrtaceae
Product: BTB/POZ domain-containing protein At5g47800
Exons: 5
Coding region: 734-2545 (603 amino acids)
Source: RefSeq, a predicted model, not a curated record
UCUGUUCUUUGUUUUAUUGUUCUCCUCCUUUCUGAGUUCCCAAUCGAAUUUGAACUGCAUUCAUUCUGCUUUUUCUGAAUGAGGAUUUGUGAUCUUUCCUUCUCUUUCUCUUCCUUUCUCUUUUUCAAUUUGUUCCUCAAUGGUUCAAUAGCAGAUAGUUUUUGGGUUUAGGUGUUUCUCUUCCAUUUUGUGGUUCAAUAAUGUUGGCCAUCCCUUUCUGCCAUUUGCUUUUCGGUUUUUACUCGAUCGACCUCAGUCUCUAUUGAUGUCUAUCUUUCAAUAUUGAAUUCGAAAUUUCUCAUGAUCCUCAAUUUGUGUUUGGAUUUGUGGAUCAGUUUCUUCACUGGAAUCUGCCGGUACUGACUGAAAUUUGUGCUUCAACUAAUUGAUGUAUUGGCUUUAUGAGGAAUAGAAUUUGGGUAUCUCAAAUCAUCCUUUUUUGAAUUUUUUUUUUUUUUAUUUUGGGCAUACAGAAUCAUGCGGUGGCUUUGCUUUUGAUGACUUCCUUCUUACAUUUGUGCAGGAAGCUCCGUUUGUUGUUGAUCCAUUUUUAGCUACACUUUGCUUGGAAGCUCUUCCGAAGUUUCUUGAUUGGUCACCUUAAAAUGGAUAGACCAUAUCUUUCUGAAUUCUCUGUAAUUCAAAGCACACUCGCUGAAAGGUGAGGCUAUCGGGACUCAGAAUCUGGUCAUGAGCCCUGGAAUUUGGAUAACAAGAAGAAGGAACCACAAAGAUGAAGUAUAUGAAACUUGGGACAAGGCCAGACACGUUUUACACAGAAGAAGCAACAAGAACGGUGACUUCAGAUGCACCGACAGACCUAAUUUUACGAAUCAACAACAUCAAUUAUCAUCUCCACAAGUCGCAGUUCUCUCUGCUACCGAAAUGCGGUCUCUUACAACAGCUUUGCCCGACCGAUGAUGGUGAAACCACCAUAGAUCUCCAUGACAUUCCCGGAGGAGAAGAGGCUUUUGAGUUGUGCGCUAAAUAUUGCUACGGAAUUACCAUCAACUUCAGCGCAUAUAACUUUCUACCUGCAUUUUGCGCUGCCAAGUUCCUCCGCAUGACUGAAGCAGUGGAAAAGGGAAAUUUCGUGCUGAAGCUCGAGGCUUUCUUCCAUUCGUGCAUUCUUGAGGGGUGGAAGGACUCCAUCAUCACGCUUCAGACUACAAACAAACUACCUGAAUGGUCUGAAUCUCUCGGAAUUACUAGGGUGUGCAUUGACUCAAUUGUGCAGAAAAUUCUCACCCCUCCGCCAAAGGUCACAUGGUCUUAUACUUAUACAAGACCAGGAUAUGACAAGAAAAAUCGCCAGUCAGUACCUCGUGAUUGGUGGACAGAAGAUAUUUCUGAUCUAGACAUAGAUCUCUUCUGUUUUAUUAUCAUUGCUGUACGAUCAACGAAUAUGCUUCCUUCACAGCUUAUUGGUGAAGCUUUGCAUGUCUAUGCCUCUCGCUGGCUACCAGACCCGACUAAGACUAGGACUAUCGGAAGUACCGCAUCACAACCAGAAGAAAUCACGGUGAAGAACCAGCGGAUCCUAGAGGCUAUCGUAAGCAUGAUCCCAGCGGAACGGGGUUCUCUUUCAAUUAAUUUCCUGCUAAGGCUGCUGAGUCUUGCAAACUGUCUAGGAUCAUCUCCAUUAACUAAGACUGAACUCGUCCGGAGGUCCAGUCAACAGUUGGAUGAGGCGAAAGUGGGUGAUCUGCUGUUUCCUUCUUAUUCCACAUCAGACCAACACUUUUACGACAUGGAAUUGGUACGGUCCGUGUUGGAAAGUUUUUGGGUACUGUGGAGAAGACAACCUCCCGGAUCUUCAGAGAAGGGCGAGUCUACGAGAUCAGUUAGGAAGGUUGGGAAGCUCAUUGAUUCUUAUCUUCAAGUGAUUUCCAAGGACGUCAAAAUGCCCGUGUCCAAGGUAGUAUCUCUUGCCGAAUGCUUGCCCGAUAUUGCCAGGCCACUGCAUGAUGACCUCUACAAAGCUAUUAACAUCUACCUGAAGGAGCAUCCUGAUUUGUCCAAGACCGACAAGAAGUUCCUCUGUCGGAUUUUAGAUUGCCAGAAGCUGUCUCCAGAUGUACGAGCGCAUGCCGUGAAGAACGAGCGCCUGCCCUUACGUACUGUGGUUCAAGUCCUCUUCUUCGACCAAGAGAAAUCCACCAGGGGAGCAACCACACCUCAUAGCUUGGCUUCACACAACACCACAACUAGGGGAAAGGAGACACACGCUGCAAGAGAAGAUCAAGGCAAGCCAAAGCUAAGCCCGGAAGUUCGACUUCCAAGAGCAGAUGACCCGACAAUCUCCGUAGCUGAAGCCAGCACGAAAGAUCAUCCUAGGACAAUGCAACCGGACAUGAAGCUACCGAAAGAACUGGAGAGGAAGUUGGCGAUGAGGGAGAUAGAGGAAGGGGUGGAGUCAUCAGAGAAGGCAAAGGAUGUCGCCACAGAGGAAAGAUCGCGAAGCAGAAGCAUGUUGGACCCCCAUAAGAUCGGGAAAAGAACCGGUAAAUCGGAUUGUGGCCAUAAUAAAGGGCGAGAGAGAUAGCAAAUCGGCUGAUGGUCAUUUUCAUAUAUCAGAAAGAAGCAUUUCAGGAUCUGUAACUUUUCCUAUGCCCAUCAAAUAGUUUGGUUCUGAGUGAUGAUUUACAAUGUAAUCUGCAAUUUGUGAGUAGACAUAGCUUCUAUAAGAUGAGAACCUCCAUAAACCAAAGAAGAAAUUCUUCAGGAACUAAUCCUAAACCAUUCAUUACCAAUAUACCAGCAACAUACACUG